Molecule: messenger RNA, 1137 nt
Organism: Paramecium sonneborni
Lineage: Eukaryota; Ciliophora; Oligohymenophorea; Peniculida; Parameciidae
Source: the annotation of a GenBank genome assembly
AUGACAAAUUAAGAUCAAAUUGGAUUUAUAUUAUCAAUAGAUAAAGAAUGGUAAAAAUUAGUGGAGAAGUGUUAAAGUAUAGAUAGCAAUAUAAAAAAUAUGCAAACAAGACUUACAUUUACAAUAGGAUAGAUGAAUAAGGAAAUAGGGAAUCGGCAUAUAAUUCCAGCAUAUUAAGUAGAGGAAGAAUAAACAAAGGAUGAAAAUCAUUUACCUUAAUAAGGUGAGUCUCCUAUGAAGAAACCUGUAAAUUUAACUAAAUAAGCACAAAUAUUAGCUCCAGUGUAUUCAACUAUAAGUGAAAGAUUUUAGAUAUGUAAAUUUUUAGGGAAAGGAAAAUUUAGUGAUGUUUAUUAAGCUUAAGAUAAAUAAUCAAAAAUAAUUGUUGCAUUAAAAGUAAUUCCAAAAGCAACAAUAUAAAAAUAUGGGAUGGAAAAACAAUUAGCAAAUGAAAUAAAAAUAUAAGGUUAUUUAGAUCAUCCAAAUAUUCUAAAACUUUAUGGAUAUUUUUAAGAAUGGUCAAAAGUCGUUUUAAUUUUAGAGUAUGCAACAGAUGGUGAACUAUUUAAGUUAUUAAAAAAACAAACAAAAAAAAGAUUUCCAGAACAAAUAGCUUCUGGAUAGAUUAGAUAAAUAAUAGAAGGAAUAGGACAUAUGCAUAGUAAAAAUAUAAUUCAUAGAGAUAUUAAACCUGAAAAUAUAUUAAUUACUCAUUCUUUAUUAAAAAUUGCUGAUAUGGGUUUAUCUACUUAUAAUCCUACUAAUCAAGUAAGAUAAUCAUUUUGUGGAACUGUUGAUUAUAUGUCUCCAGAAAUUGCUGCAGGAAGAGAUUAUGAUCAUACAGUAGAUUUAUGGGCUAUUGGAAUUUUAACAUUUGAAUUAUGUACUGGAGAAACACCUUUUUAUGAAAAAAAAAAAGAAGAUACUAUGAAUAAAAUUAUUUAUAGUGGAUUUGAAUUUCCAAAUUUCAUAAGUGAAGAAUGUAAAAGCUUUGUUAGGGCUUUAGUAUAAAAAGAUCCAAAAAAAAGAUUAAGCAUUUUCUAAAUUAUGUAACAUUCUUGGAUUCAAAAAUAUGAAAAAGAAAGUACAAUUUUUAAUAGAGAAUUACUAAAUUCUAUGGUUAAACUUUUAAAAUGA